UCGCAGUUCGCAAUUCCAUUCAAUUUAUUCAAAAAAUAACAAAACAAACAAAGCCUCUUUCGCAGAGCCCAUAGCUUCCAUUUCCACCAAUCCAAUCUUAUCACUCUCUCGCUUCCUCCAUCUCCUACAGUAUUGAGGGAUUUUUUAGGGUUUUCGAUUUGGUUUAGAAGGGAUCGCAUAAGCUGGAGAUGGAUAAUUCGGAAGUGAGGAAUGCAGAUUCUUCACAAUGCGUGCGAGUCGCAGUUAACGUUCGACCUUUGAUCACAUCCGAGCUGCUGCACGGCUGCACGGAUUGCAUUUCCGUCGUUCCUGGUGAACCUCAGGUACAAAUCGGGUCGCAUUUGUUCACCUAUGAUUACGUUUACGGUAGUACGGGUCCCCCCUGUUCUAGAUUAUAUGAUGAUUGCGUUGCUCCUCUUGUUGAUGCGCUACUCCAUGGUUACAAUGCCACGGUUCUUGCAUAUGGCCAGACGGGUUCGGGAAAAACAUACACGAUGGGGACUAACUAUAUGGGGGAAGGAAGUAAUGGUGGAGUUAUACCUAAAGUAGUGGAAAGUAUAUUCAAAAGAGUGGAGGCGACGAAAGAUUCCACAGAAUUUUUGAUUAGAGUAUCAUUUAUUGAGAUAUUCAAGGAAGAAGUGUUCGACUUGCUUGAUCCAAAUUCACCGGUUGCCUCUAAAGCUGAUGGGGCACCUCUGGCAAAGCCUGCAGUGCCAGCAAGAGUUCCCAUACAAAUCAGAGAAACAGUAAAUGGAGGAAUAACACUUGCUGGUGUGACUGAGGCGGAAGUUAGAACAAAAGAAGAGAUGGCAACGCAUCUAUCUCGUGGUUCUCAGUCUCGUGCCACUGGGAGUACAAAUAUGAAUAGCCAAUCAAGUCGCUCACAUGCUAUCUUUACAAUUACCAUGGAGCAAAAGAAACCUUCUCACUGCCUGCCUGGAGUAACUAAUGACGACAUUGGUGAUGAUAUCUUAUGUGCAAAGCUACAUCUAGUUGAUCUUGCUGGUUCUGAACGUGCAAAACGAACGGGUGCUGAUGGCAUGCGUUUCAAAGAAGGCAUUCAUAUCAAUAAGGGUUUGCUGGCUCUUGGGAAUGUGAUAAGUGCAUUGGGAGACGAGAAAAAGAGGAAAGAAGGAGGUCAUGUUCCAUAUCGUGAUAGCAAGUUGACGCGCUUGUUACAGGAUUCUCUUGGAGGAAACAGCAAAACAGUCAUGAUUGCUUGUGUCAGUCCUGCUGAUACAAAUGCUGAGGAAACUCUUAACACUUUGAAGUAUGCAAAUCGUGCUCGCAACAUUCAGAACAAGGCAGUUAUCAAUCGUGAUCCAAUGGCUGCUCAGUUACAGAGAAUGCGGAGCCAAAUUGAGCAGUUGCAGGCUGAGCUUCUAUUUUAUCGCAGUGAUGCCAGUACACCAUUUGAGGAACUCCAGAUUCUCAAAUACAAAAUAUCUUUACUUGAAGCGAGCAACGCAGAGCUACAACGGGAGCUUCAAGACCGUCGAGUUACCUGUGAGCAUUUAACACAACAUGCUCUUAAUGCUCAGGUUGAAAAAGACAAGCUGAUAAUGAAAAUUGAAUCAGCUCGAAGUGGUAAAUCCUGGGAUGAGAUCGAUUCCAGUUCAAAUCAGGAUUUUGACUUGGUAAAAAAUUAUGUCUCAAAAAUUCAAGAGUUAGAAGGAGAACUAUUGCACUUGAAAAAUUUGAAUAGCUCAAAACGCAGACGAUCCGUAGAUUGUGUUGACUCAGAUGAUGAUAGGUUCUGCUCGAAAAAUGUGUUAUUUCCAUGUACUAACGAGUAUCCAUCUGAUUAUGAAACAAAAGCUGUGGAUAUUUCAGAUGAGAUUGAAGUUGAUGAAAAGGAGCUAGAACAUUCCUCUCUUCAGGAAAAAUUGGAUAUGGAGCUCAAAGAAUUGGACAAAAAACUGGAGCAGAAAGAGGCUGAAAUGAAGCGGUUUGCAAGUGGCGAUACUUCAGUUCUUAAACAACAUUAUGAGAAGAAGGUUCAGGAUUUAGAACAAGAGAAGAAAUCUUUGCUGAAAGAGAUCGAGGAUUUGAGGUACAAUCUUGCAAAUAUUUCAUCUACUUCUGAUGAUGGUGCUCAAAAGUUGAAAGAAAAUUAUCUUCAAAAGUUAAAUAUCCUGGAGGCACAGGUUUCAGAGUUGAAGAAGAAACAAGAUGCUCAAGCUCAACUGCUGAGACAAAAACAAAAAAGUGAUGAGGCUGCAAAACGACUGCAGGAUGAGAUUCAUCGAAUAAAAUCUCAAAAGGUUCAACUGCAACAUAAGAUUAAGCAAGAGUCUGAGCAAUUUAGGUUAUGGAAGGCAUCACGAGAAAAAGAAGUUCUUCAGCUGAAGAAAGAGGGGAGAAGGAAUGAGUAUGAGAUGCAUAAGCUACUAGCUCUGAAUCAGAGGCAAAAAAUGGUUUUGCAACGAAAAACUGAAGAAGCUUCUCUGGCUACAAAAAGGCUAAAAGAACUUCUAGAAUCUAAAAAAUGUUCCUCACGUGAAACUUCUGGAGCUGGAAAUGGUGCUGGAAUUCAGGCUCUGAUGCAAGCAAUUGAGCAUGAGCUUGAAGUCACUGUACGGGUACAUGAAGUGCGUGCUGAGUAUGAACGUCAAAUGGAAGAGAGGGCUAGGAUGGCCAAGGAAGUUGCAAAAUUGAAGGAAGAAGCAUAUUUGCUCAAGCAGUCAAAAUUAAGUGAUGGCUGUGAAACAAUGUCUCCUGGUGCAAGAAAUUCGAGGAUUUUUGCACUUGAAAACAUGCUCGCUACUUCAUCUAGCACCUUGGUUUCUAUGGCGUCACAGUUGUCAGAAGCAGAAGAGCGUGAACGGAUUUUUAGCGGCAGGGGUCGUUGGAACCAAAUCCGGUCUCUCGCUGAUGCCAAAAAUAUAAUGAAUUAUUUGUUUAAUUUAGCAUCCUCCUCCAGAUGCUCUGUACGAGAUAAAGAAGUUGCCAGCAGAGAGAAAGAUUCGGAAAUAAGAGAUUUGAAAGAAAAGGUAGUGAAACUCAGUAGUUAUGCCAGGCAGGUGGAGAUGCAAAAGGCAGAACUUAUACAUCAAGUGAAGUCACAGAAUUCAGCCUUGAAGAAAUAUUCCAUGCGAAGUGCAAUUGACGGCCGGAUUCCUGACCUGAACAUUGGAGGACAUAACUAUGACCUGCGCAAACUGGAUCACCGGAGCUCCUCCAUUUUCUUAUUGGAAGACAUGGAUACGUCUGAUUCAGAACACUCAGGUGAAGAAGAAAGUGGUGAUGAUUGGGUAGAGUCAGGAAAACAUCGCGGUAGGACGAGAAAUUCUAGAACUGGAUCAGAUGUCUGCUGCUCUUGUAGUAAAUACUCUUCAUGCAAAACUAUGAAAUGCCAAUGCCGAGCUGCCAGGGGUAGUUGUGGGACAUCGUGUGGUUGUGUGGCUACAAAAUGCGCCAACAGAGGAUCGUUCUCGAACAACGAGUUUGAUGAAUCGCAGGGAACAGACAUUUUCGAAGGGAAUGGGAGCGGUUCAGCGUCUGAUGAAAAAGAGCAGAGUCACGCCCUUGCUUCUCAUGGUGCAAUGUUACUUCAGAGUGCACUUGUUGAGAAGCCUGCCGAGACAAAUGAUGAAAAUGAGCCUAGAAGGAAGCCUCUGUCUGACAUUGGUAACAAAUUGGUCAAGCCAAAAGCACCAAAGCCUAACCAGAGAAAGAAAUGGCGGACAUCUACUGUUCUGCUUGUUUCUGAUCCUCCACCGUCCUCACAGCCAGAAAACACUGAUGCCCCCCAGAAGCCAAAUAAUAGUAAUGCUAGUGAGGGGGACAUCCCCCUGAAGUUACCCAGGGCUAUGCGAUCGGCUGCAUCAAACAGCGGCAACCCGUUGAGAGAGAGGAAUGCUGGUCAAUCAGACGCAGUUGCGAAUAAGGAGCCUGCUAUUCUUACUCCAACAAGCCCUCUCCGGCAGAGAAGACCAGAGGAGAAAGAGAACAAUGACCUUUGACUUCACACUUCUCCUUGCCCUGAUUGGUGAUAUUUAUGCUAACAUUGUGAACUUUCAUGAUUCCAUCAAUGAAGUUUUUCUGUGGAUUUGUUGAGAAGAAAGAACACGAUGUCUAACAAGAGAAAUGUAUUGUGCUAGUGAGCUUUGAUCACUCAAAGGCUUUUUGUGGUGUAUUCAAUUGUGUAGGAAAAUAUAUGAAAUUUUAUUUUU
Alnus glutinosa is the source of this 4175-nucleotide messenger RNA. RefSeq names its product kinesin-like protein KIN-4C. Gene Ontology annotation, biological process: mitotic spindle organization; microtubule-based movement. The transcript has 28 exons. Gene Ontology annotation, molecular function: microtubule motor activity; microtubule binding; ATP binding. Bases 189 to 3965 code for a protein of 1258 amino acids. The record is from RefSeq and is a predicted model, not a curated record. Lineage: Eukaryota; Viridiplantae; Streptophyta; Magnoliopsida; Fagales; Betulaceae.